Molecule: messenger RNA, 2283 nt
Organism: Oppia nitens
Lineage: Eukaryota; Metazoa; Arthropoda; Arachnida; Sarcoptiformes; Oppiidae
Product: probable serine/threonine-protein kinase DDB_G0282963
Exons: 2
Coding region: 132-2249 (705 amino acids)
Biological process (GO): central nervous system development; regulation of transcription by RNA polymerase II
Cellular component (GO): nucleus
Molecular function (GO): DNA-binding transcription factor activity, RNA polymerase II-specific; RNA polymerase II cis-regulatory region sequence-specific DNA binding
Source: RefSeq, a predicted model, not a curated record
UUAUAAGUCAAUUGAUUUAUUUGUUUGCAUUACAUAUACAUUGAUUGAUUGAUUUCAAAACUUAUCGUUASAUUUAGCCUAUUGUUUGAUUACCGUUUGCUGGCCACCSSUAUAUACUGGCCAUCGGAUCUAUGGAUCACAAUAAUGYCAAUGAUAUGUUGAUGUCGUCAUCGAUGAUGAAAGUCGAGCCCAUAGGCGCCGACGGCGAUGACCAACUGUUGCCGACGACGAUUGACGACAUAUCGUUGGAUGUACUAAAUCGGCCAACAAAUCAAGUGGUCAAUCAUAAUCAAGACAUUGCCAAUCAAGACGGCGGCGCCGGCGAAGACACCGAUACCGGCAACGAGAUAGUGACCGCCAAUUCGGUCGAUGAUAUCACAGAUAUGUUAACUUCCGAGUCGUCGUCCUCGUCAACGAUGACGACAACUGUUACCGCUAUUGACGCCACCGCUAAUAUUAUCAACAAAAACAAUCAUCAAUUGGUCGACAAUCGGCCGAAAACAAUGUCAUCGAUAAUGACAAAGACGGCUAAACCGAUGUACUGUUAUAUCCUGAAAAAUGGUCAAUCAUUAGCCAUCAAUGCCGCCGACGCCACAAAGUUGACGCCCGAUAUUAUCGAAAAGAUUAGACAAAAGUUUACGACGACUACUACUACUACUACUACUGCCGAUAUUUCGCUGCCCAAAGUGAUAACCGUCAAGAAAGUGGUCACCAAACCGAUCCAAAACACCAGAAAAUCAGUCAAUAAUAAUAARAAUCUAUCAUUAGUUAGUACAACAACAACGACAACUGUUCCCAUAUCUACAUCCUCGUCAUCAUCAUUGCCAUCGACGAUAUGUGUAUCAGCAAUAAUAAGACCACUAUCAUCAUCAUUAUCAUCGACAACAAUGACAACUAACAGUAGUAGUAGUAGUAGUUAUGGUAAUCAGCAAACAAUUACCAAUAAUAAUAAUAAUAAUAGACAAGAAGUGCYAUCAAUGCCAAAGAUUGUUAGAAUAAGACCAAUGAUUGGCUUCAMCGACAAAACGACGAGUAGUGGUAAUAAUAAUAAUAAUAAUAAUAAUAGGAUUAUUGAUGAUAAUGUAGUAGAAGUAGUAGAUAAUGAUAAACAAGAAGUAGAAGAAGUUUGUCAGAUAUCGAGCCCGAGUACUACCAUUACGACAGCCAUUGCCGACGCUGUCGUCUCCUAUGUUAAAGAAAAUACCGAAUCAAAUGUUGGCCAUCAGAUGCCGAAAAAAAUUUACUUCAAAGCUUCGGGAUAUAAACAAUCGGCAAAUACAAGUACCGAUAAUUGUAAUAAUAAUAAUAACAAUAAGAAACGGUUUACUGGAUUGUUGUGCAACAGAUAUGGUUUUAGGACACCAUUUGGCGGAUAUCCAACUGUUGUUACCAAUAAUACCGGCACCGCCUCUCACGGCGCCACCACCAGAGUUGUCAAUCAAACUACGCCAACAACAACAACAACAACAACGACGACGACUAAGAUGACGACAAGUCUGGACAAUAAGUCGAAAUUCGAGCUGGAAUUGCAACCGAAACCCGAAUACUUGAAAUUAGUUGGCCAACCAAUCGGWUUGCAAGUAAAACGAGUCGUCAUUAAUAUGAAACGUGCGCUAGAAUUGCGCGGUCAUUCCAAACGGUCGCACAUUAUCUACGAAAUAUGCUAUCUGACCGGUUUGUCCCGUAAAUUGAUUAGCCGUAUAAUGCGAGAAUACGACCGAACCGGUGGUCAAAUGGUCGACCCGAAGAUUACACGCAAUAGACCGCUGAAAUUUAAAGGCGAUUCGCCCGCCGAUCGCCAGAUUAUCGACAAAUUUGUACUAAACUAUCAACAACUGAACGRAAGRCGGCCGACAAUCCAAGAGGUUUACAACGGGUUAGCGGUGGCCACCAAUCGGGACCUCACGUUUAGCGGCUGUAAUAUCGGUACAUUUCAUCGUAUUUAUAAGUCAAUGGGAUUCAAACCGCCCGAACCGUUACACACACACAAAGUAUUGAAACAGGUGUCGCAAAUUGUUACCCGAAAAGACUGUGCAAUGUUAGGCCAAGUGCUUGAAUCGGGCGAAAAACGAUAUCCGUGUCAUUGGCCCGAAUGCGGCAAAGUAUACAAAGUAUCGGCCAGUUUAAGGGUUCAUCUGAAUGUACACAACAAUGUUAAGCCGUAUUUGUGUCAGUGGUCAGGUUGUGACUACCGAUCGGCAACGUAUAGCAAUGUACUCAUACAUUAUAAACGCAAACAUGAAAAAUAAUAAUAAACUUCUUUUUAAAAAAUUUUAUAAUAAA